AUGAGACUCUUCCCUCACAGACCACGGCAUUCCCCUACGACGUCGAAGCUUCUGCAAGACAGGUACACUCGAUCAGACCAUACUUCGCGUCGUACUUCACACCAAUUCACUCUGGCAAGAACAUCUGCUUCAACAGCUACAGCCAUGCCUCCUUUCGACGAGGAGACUCAGGCAGACGCCAAGGUCAGCCGCAGUAACAAAAAAAGCCUGAUCACCUUCGGUUGCCUACAAGUGUUUGUGGUCUCGACGUUCCUUGCUAUUGGUUACGUUGUGGGCACUGCAGCUGCGCCAAGUUCUCCUGAGAGAAGCUAUGCUGGUGGCAUAGCUUGGAUCAUUGUCUCUUUGGUCGCUGUUGGAUGUGCUAGCGUAUCUGCGUGGAUACUAUGGAAGAGACAACAAGCUAACAAGGUCAAUGACACGUUUACCUUUGGCCAAGGGGCACUCCUAUCGGAAGAGAAAAGGCCCACGCUGCUCCAAAACCCAGUGAUGAACAGACCAAAUACCGACCAAGAAAACUUACGCCUUGACCGCCAGCUCAAGGAGCCAGCAGAAGCAAUCGAUGAUACCUACGAGCAAAACCCUUUUGACUCACCAAGGUCUGUCAGAGAGAAACAGCCACGAGCAGAGACAAAACGCACAGUCAGCAAUGGAAGCAUCGAACUGCAGUUACUUGGACAGGGGCCACCACGUGCAGGCCCAGUAUCACAACGGCCUCAUACUCUUACGCUGCCACGCUCGGGAUCUCAAAGCUUGCAAAAUAUGAUAGUUGCCAACUAUAUUGGGGACGGUAACUCUCUACCUAGAACUCCAGUCACUAUCAAGUCUCAGCGAUCGUCGAUCGGACCGGGCAAUCAGCUUGCUGGAUGUGAGAGGCGAGUUUCUACGGAUCCUGCAGCUUAUUUCCGCAAUCGAUCAAUGACGAAAGACACUAUCAGCUCUAGCACUAGCGAUGAGACCGUGAAGCCGAAUCUCAUGCCACCCAAGAUUGAUUCCGAGUUCUGGCGUAGCGUGGAGCGUUCCACCUCCCGUCAGGACGAUGUACCAUCGUUCGUUCAUCCUGCUAGCGUUGUCAUGAAGCCGUCACCAACUGAGCCAGCGUCUCCGACCCCAGGAGCUCGCGACUCAAUGGCUUUUCAUCCACCACGUCAAUCUAGCCUCCCGCCAUCGAAUAGUGGUAGUGACACAAGCUCUACUGCCUUAACUACGACUCCUGAGGCUGCAGAGAGGAGCAUUGUUGACGGACCAGAAUGGAGUUAUCCGGGAAUAUCCAUAGGAAAUGACUCUCAACGAAGCUCAGUGAUCCUCGACGAAUCAAGCAUGAACAGGCGCUCUUACAGCAUCGUAUUUCCAAAGAGACUGAGCAGCCUUGGUGCGCCAACUGGGCUGACCACAUCCAUGUUAUCCACUGCCAGCGGUAACGAGACAGUCCCACAUUUCAGCGUACCUAGGACCCCGAGCAGGCAAACAUCCAUGGUCUCGCUGAAUGACCAUGAUCGGAGUGUCAGUCCAGUCAUAGCUCUAUAUGCUGAGAUGAACAACAGCUCCAAUACCAGUUUGGAAAAUGUCAAAUACGCAAUACAUGAAAAUGCCACAUCUCCAGAUCCGCAUUCUGCGCAAAUUGCACUAUCGACGGCUCAGAUAGAGGAGACAGCUGAUCAUACUCUGGGUAAUGGACUUCCGCAGGUGAAGAUGCGACCCGAAUCCUCCACUCUGCCUCGCCCGGACACUUAUCCAACUCUCCAGUUCACCGAGACGUCAAGCGAUAAUGGGCCGUUUGCAUACGAUGAAUCUAGGUACCGUCUACAUCCUCUUUCGAACAACGAUAGACAUGGCAUUGAACCUGGCUCACGGCACGUCGAGGAUGACACGAUUACCCCAGUGGUCAGGCCGUUUUCAAAUCCAAUGACACCGUCGGCCUCCACUAUGACCAUGUCGACCUCUGUAAGCUCCUUCGAGCCAUCUCUGUUCUCAUCUCAGAUCAAUCUCAGAGCUGCGGAGGUCUCUCCCAAGAGAAACAGCGCCGGCUCGACGCCAACGAAACGUAGCUCUGCUGUCAACCUCAGCUCCCGAAAGACCUCGACCGAUCGGCUGAGCUUCAAGUCUGCUAAGACUAACCAAACUCAGGGAACUGAGAACGACGAUGACGACGAAGACCGUGAUGAUCGGAGAAGCUGGAGCCGCGUGAACAUGUAUCGCGGUAGCUGA
Molecule: messenger RNA, 2205 nt
Organism: Pseudovirgaria hyperparasitica
Lineage: Eukaryota; Fungi; Ascomycota; Dothideomycetes; Acrospermales; Acrospermaceae
Exons: 1
Coding region: 1-2205 (734 amino acids)
Source: RefSeq, a predicted model, not a curated record